AUGCACAUGCUUAGGAACAGCGUGUCUCCUAUUGGCUACGCUCGGUUUCGUUUUCUUGUUUCAUCGCUGAUCAAAUUAAUCAGACCCUACAGCAACCUCCUUUUCGUGUCUGUUCUAGCAUUCGAAGAGGGUCGCGGAUAUCCCAUCGAACGCGAGAUUUAUAUCAGCUCAUUAAAGUCAACACCGCGUAAAAAGAUCGAUACUAGUAAUAUCAGUUUGGAGCCUGACGCUCCGACGUCCAAAUCAGUUAAUAAAAUGCGUUCAUUGAAGAACAGACAACAUCGAAAGAUGAUCGGCCAGUUAAAUUUCGCGUCACCGCGGCGUGGUUUCGCGAAAGACGGACCAUUUUCACCGCCACACUUCGGUUUCGGUGGUCCACCGCCGUCAUUCCGUCCCAUGCCGCCUCCACCUGGCAUGCCGCCGGUACCGCCGCCACCGAUACCGGGCCCUCCGCCUAUGUACGGGCCGAGACCGUUCAGGUACGGACCACCACCGCGAUCAGCCAUGCCUCCACUACCACCUAGACCAGGAUUCCCUAUUCCAGGUUUUCUGCUACCGUGUUCACCCCGAGUGCCAGGCGGAGCCAGAUUACCGCACGUUCCACCAACACGAUUACCGCCACCAAAAAUGCCUCUACCUCCCCCUCCUCCGCCGCCCCUUUCGCAAUCCGUUCCACGAGCUGUCGCGUUGAAGCGACUUCGGCCGCAAAAGAUAAAAUCGCACGCGAGAAAUGGCGUAGUGGCAUCGGUUCGGAACUCUGCCGACUUGAUCAGGCACAACAGCCAAACGAGCAGGACGUUACCGAAAUUAAUGAAGGAGCAGGACUUCACUGUAGACACGUUCGAAGAGAACCUACUUGCUCCGAACCAACCAAAAAGACGAUUAACGAAAGCAAGAUUCAAUCAGUACAAGUGACACCCUACCAUUUAGGUGGCAUAACAUUACUUAAAACAUACAAGAUAAAAAAGAACCGUGUAUUUUCAUUAAUAAGCCGAGACUGGCAGUUAUGUCGAAGAGCCAUCGGGAAUUAAAAAAACGUGGAAAUGGAUAACGGCUACUAAUUAGCGCGACUACGGAAAUCCUCUUGACUUGAAGCAUACGAGAUGCUCGACAUUAAUGUUGACUUGUGUAAAAAUUCUUGUAGGAUACGAUCAAUGCCCUUCUCUACCUAUCCCGUACCUACAUGUUCCUUGAUGCUUCUCUGAAAAUGACGUCAUUAAUUAAAUAAAUGCACUUUGUCAAUAAUGAUCCGAUAUAUUUCCAUUCUCCUUUUAUAAUUAAUCAUUGAACGUGUAGACUACGACUUAGUAUAUAAAGUGAGGAGCGGAUUGUAUGUAAACCACGACUUCAAUUUUCCAUUUAUAUUUUCAUACUGGUAGGUCUUAAGCCAAACAGUACUUGUACGGUGUUUGCAGAUAUCAUUUGAUUUCACAGACAAUUAAAAGAACUAUUUAUUUUCCCUAUCAAUUUACUUGACUAAUGAAAAAUCAACGAUUACUGAAGUACAACAAAAAGCCUAUAUACAUAUUUUGUCAUGCAUGUUUUCAUUCUCAAGAAUAUAUUUUUUUUUUAGUAUGCAUAAGAUAAAAUUUUUGUUAGAUAUAACAAAAUAAAGCGCAAAUGUACAAAGCUUGAUAUAAAAUAUCGAUUCACUUGAUUUACAUUGCCAAUAGGCAAUAAUGAAUACUACAUGUGCACGUAUGAUUAGCACACAUGUAAAACGUGUAUACUGAAAUAUUUUUUUACUGAAUAUUUUUGUAAAAGCUGUACUACAAAAAAAUUUAACGCUAGAUUUAAUAUCGUACUCAAGAUCAAGAGAUUGUAAACUAUAACAGCUGUUGUAAAUCAUUCCAUACACCAUAAAUUUUAUUCUUUCAUUUCUUAUUUAUAAUUCUAUUAUCUAUAAUAUGCAUUAAUAAUGACAAUAUUGCAAGCGAAAAAAAUAUUGCUGGUGACUACUAACUAUAAUUUGAAGUGAAGAGCAGUGAAACAGUAAUGUGUGUGUGCAAACAGUACGUUAAAUCAAAAUUAAGUUCUACUAAUUACUUAUUGAAAGUGUGCAUGUUAAUUUGAACUUUAAAUUGUAGGAACGACUUGAAGAACUGAAUUUUAGUUUAUCAUUAUCUCUUUUAUUUCAACAUUGCUAAAUUAAAAUGAUAUCUUAUAUUGUAACUUAAACAAUCGAUUAUAUGCGUAGAUUAUUUUCUUUAUUAAUGAAACGUGGAAAGAUAAAAACAAGUGAAUUGUUGUAAUUUCCAAUUUGACCUUUAUAAAAUUACAUUGACGACGUUAUCAGUAAAUAGAUGCAAAAAAAAGUACAUAUCCUUCAAUGGAUCCUAUUCUAAGUUGUAAAAAUACUAUAUUAAGGAUGUAACUUGUAGAAAAUAUCAUUUUUACGCUGAAAUUAUUAAUUGUCUUUGUUAAUGCUAGCCACGAUCUCAAAAAUAAAUUUAAUUUACUAUAUGUAUAGAGAAAAAUGCAUAUAAGUCAGUUUGGAUAACUCAAAGUUUUCUUAAUCUGUGUAACAUUACUGUAUUAUAUGUGAAUAGCUCCUGACCCUUUCGUACUGUACUUAAAAUAUCUUUUCAUGUUCUUUUAAAAAGAAAAUAAAUCCAACUUCUAUCUUG
Molecule: messenger RNA, 2627 nt
Organism: Ceratina calcarata
Lineage: Eukaryota; Metazoa; Arthropoda; Insecta; Hymenoptera; Apidae
Product: formin-A-like
Exons: 2
Coding region: 1-915 (304 amino acids)
Source: RefSeq, a predicted model, not a curated record